Messenger RNA from Aspergillus melleus, 804 nucleotides. RefSeq lists its product as uncharacterized. The record is from RefSeq and is a predicted model, not a curated record. Lineage: Eukaryota; Fungi; Ascomycota; Eurotiomycetes; Eurotiales; Aspergillaceae. The transcript has 2 exons. Bases 1 to 804 code for a protein of 267 amino acids.
AUGUUUGGGUUUUCGUCCAAACGCCAGAGGGAACACGGGGAGCUAGCUGAUGUCGACAGCAAUGCAUGCCAUGAGAGAAAGAAACUCUGCCCUCUGCCUUUACGUGCCUCCCCCAAUGCAUCCCAGAAGCCCUCCUUCAUCGAAACCCACCACAUUGCUUCUAGAACCGGCUUAUCCACCAUAACCCCCGUCGAGUCUUCCGAUGACGACGACGAUAAUGAUGCUGGAUGCCAGGAGUGUAAUCUCACGGACCGACUUCCUCGGUCAACCUCGCAGUCGCAUACGCUAAGAACGGGAAUGGAGAUCGAUAGCGGAGGAGAUACUUUCCCCUCGGUAUGGGCAGUCACCGCAAACCACAAUGGCGCCAUUCAACCCUCGCCAAUACCCAACAGUCUGGUGAACCAGUCGCUCACCAUCACCGAGCGACAUGACAUGAAUAUGGGCGAGCGGGACUCUCUAAACCCCGCAUACCAUCAUGAACCAAACCCCGAGAAGGUACAGGACCCUGCAUCGUGGCAGGACCAGCGUCUUCCAAGCCCAGUCAGUGAAUCGGAAGAUGGCCUUCUGAGCAGCAUGAAUUCAGUUAGCGAUGUCGACAUGGCCUGCAGUAUAUCUCACACUGCGUCUUCGCCUCCCGCUGAUAGAGCUAGUUUAUGGCAGUCAUCUGCCCAUCUGCAUCCGCGGCCUAACCCUGUUGCAAAGCCCCGUAACAAGAAGGCCACCCUUUCCAUGGGAUUCCGUGCAGAUUGCGAGAAAUGCCAUCAAAAAGUCCCGGGGCAUUACAGCCAUAUAAUCCGCUCAUGA